AUGGGAAUGAAGGAUCCAUAUACAGGAUCACAAGUUGUAGCUGCAGUGACAAUACAGAGAGUUGUAAGAGGAUGGCUAGUCAGGAGAAGUCAUACAGAGUUUUUCAGGAAGAUCAAGUAUCGAAAGUACAUCAUCAGAGAGAUUAUCAACUUUGAAAACACAUACAUCAAGAAACUCAGUCUCCUCAUUGAACAGCUCAAGAAACCACUGCUUAAGCAUUACUAUCGCAAGAUAAUCACAGUGGACAAGGUCAAUCAACUGUUUGCAAACAUCGAGGACAUUCUACAGUUGCACAUUAAGCUAGUGUCAAUGUUUGAUAAGCCCCCACCUUGUUUGAUCGGUUCAAUAUAUAUGGAGUUUAUUCCACAAUUCACAACCUACCUACCAUAUGUCAAGAACUACAACAACGCAUUCAAGAUCUACUCUUCACUGGUGGACAAUGAAGACUUCUCCUCAUUGAUCGAAUCAUUUGGUUACCUGCCAAGCUACCUCAUUCUGCCCAUUCAACAAACACCUCGAUAUGUACUACUAUUUAGCGAUCUGCUCAAGCACACAAACCUCCAGAAUCAAGACUACGACAACCUUGUACGGCUUAUUGAUACAGUCAAGGUCACUGCCUCUAGUAUUAAUGAGUGUCUAACAUCUAAUGACAACGAGGAAGAUACUCAUGAUCUCCCAAGGAGACCAGCGUCAGCCUCAUCAAACAGGAAACCACGUAACAGCAUUGCGAUACAUAAGAAGGCUUUCGAUGCUGUCUUGUCGGGCAACAUUAUAAUGGCCGAACAAGACUAUGCCAACAUCCCAAGCUAUCUAAGGCCAACCUUUGCCUCUAAUGGAUGGUCACGAACAAAGACACCACCACCCGCCAGAAACCAAUGGCGUCCAACCAGUCAGGCAUCUCCAUAUCAUGAUGUACACAAGAUGACCAAAUCAAUACCUCGUCCACCAUCACCUCUACCAAAGCCCAAUUUCUGUGGAGGAGCAGAUACUGGCAGCAGUAGUUCAUCACCUAGAACAAUGACAUCAACAUCCACAACAACGACAACAACAUCAACAACAUCAAUAUCGACUACACCUAUGAAGUUGACAAAGGCAAACAAAUCAGUAUCCUCCGAGUCACUUAUACUGUCAUCCAGUAAUACUACGCCAUCGUCCAUGGCAACAUCACCAAUAAUGAUUAGCUCACCACCCAUCCAAAAGACAAUGACCAUUGAGGUAUCCACUGGAAGAGUGACUGACUGA
Messenger RNA from Acytostelium subglobosum LB1, 1242 nucleotides. RefSeq lists its product as hypothetical. The transcript has 4 exons. The record is from RefSeq and is a predicted model, not a curated record. Gene Ontology annotation, molecular function: guanyl-nucleotide exchange factor activity; protein binding. Lineage: Eukaryota; Evosea; Eumycetozoa; Acytosteliales; Acytosteliaceae. The coding region runs from base 1 to 1242 and encodes 413 amino acids.